Hipposideros armiger (great roundleaf bat) is the source of this 966-nucleotide messenger RNA. RefSeq names its product CD3 gamma subunit of T-cell receptor complex (gene CD3G). Gene Ontology annotation, biological process: positive thymic T cell selection; cell surface receptor signaling pathway. The transcript has 8 exons. The coding region runs from base 145 to 693 and encodes 182 amino acids. Gene Ontology annotation, molecular function: transmembrane signaling receptor activity. The record is from RefSeq and is a predicted model, not a curated record. Gene Ontology annotation, cellular component: alpha-beta T cell receptor complex; external side of plasma membrane; membrane. NCBI's taxonomy places the organism in Eukaryota, Metazoa, Chordata, Mammalia, Chiroptera, Hipposideridae.
ACCAGGUUAAGGAAGUUUUCUGUCAUUAUUUCUUCAGGGGCCCCACACUGAAGGAUGCUGGGCGGAGCCAGGCUAGCUGCUGCACAGGCUGGCUGACUGCUAGGGGCUGCUCAGUGCUUCUCCAAGGAAAGGACAGAGACUAACAUGGAGCAGAGGAAGCAUCUGGCUGGCCUCCUCCUGGCCAUCUCUCUUCUUCAAGGUAUUAUUGCCCAGUCGGAACAAGGAAAACAUGUGGUAGAAGUGAACAAUCAAGAAGAUGGUUCAGUUAUUUUGACUUGUGACUUGAAAGACAAAGAUAUCAGAUGGUUUAAAGAUGGAAAGGAACUAAGUUCACAUAGUACAAGUCAAAAAAACACAUUGAAUCUGGGAAGUAGUUUGAAGGAUCCUCGAGGGACGUAUUUGUGUCGAGGAUCAAGCAACGAUUCAAAAUCACUCCAAGUGUAUUAUAGAAUGUGUCAGAACUGCAUUGAGCUGAAUGCGGCCACUGUGUCUGGCUUUGUCUUUGCUGAAAUCAUCAGCAUUUUCUUCCUUGCUCUUGGGGUCUACUUCAUUGCUGGACAAGAUGGAGUUCGCCAAUCAAGAGCUUCAGACAAGCAGACCCUAUUGUCCAAUGACCAACUCUACCAGCCCCUCAAGGAACGGGAAGAUGACCAAUACAGCCACCUUCAAGGAAACCAACUAAGGAAGAAUUGAGCUCAGGACUCAAGACUAGUUCUCAGAAACAAAGCAUUACAUUUUGGAACACUCCUAACAGAGAGACUUUCAGCCCUGAAUCUAGACUCAAAGUUCCCAGAGGUGACAAAUGGAGAAGAAAGUCCAUCAGAGAAAAUUUGGGGUUUUUCUCAAAAUAAAAUUGAAUUAAAAUUAAGUAAAAACAUGUAUGGUGUUUCAGAAGUGCUACCUAUUGGGAGGUAAUUUUCCUAUGAAAGACAAACGAGAAAGUCAAUAACCCCCUCUAUUUGAAUA